GCGGAGGAGGCCCACGCUGCUUCCGGCUGUGCGCCCCCAUCCUGCCUCCGGGCCCCUCCCACCUGCCGCCCCGGGGCUCGGCGGGGCCGAUUGCGGCUCCCGGGUCCCGGACGUCGGGCCCCGCCCCCGCCGGCCGCGCUCCAGGCCGCUCCGAGGCCCGCACCCCACGCCCGCCCCCGAGUCCCCCGCAGCAGGCGGCCCGCCCACAGCCAGUUCCGGGGCGGUUGCUCCGAGCCCGGACGAGGAGGGGGGGUUUGCAGUGAGGAGCUCGUUGGGGGCAGAGGCGGCCUAGGGGGUUCGUGGAGCACAAGGGGCCUUCGAGGCGGGGCGCUGGGGCGACCCGCGGGUGGAGCUAGCCAGUAGGCAGUCCGGGCACCGACCUGGGCUGUGGUCGGGCAUCGUCUCUUAAUCCUCACAGCACCCCAGGGAGCUCUGCAGGCUCCCGCACCCCGGGCCAUGAGCGAGCUGAAGGACUGUCCCCUGCAGUUCCAUGACUUCAAGUCCGUGGACCACCUAAAGGUCUGCCCACGUUACACGGCUGUGCUGGCCCGCUCCGAGGACGAUGGCAUUGGCAUUGAGGAGCUGGACACGCUACAGCUGGAGCUGGAGACGCUGCUCUCCUCUGCCAGCCGGCGCCUGCGCGUGCUUGAGGCCGAAACCCAGAUCCUCACAGACUGGCAGGAUAAGAAAGGUGACCGGCGAUUCCUGAAGCUGGGCCGGGAGCACGAGCUUGGCGCACCCCCCAAGCAUGGCAAGCCCAAGAAGCAGAAACUCGAAAGCAAGGCAGGGCAUGGGCCUGGGCCCGGCCCCGGGCGGCCCAAGUCCAAAAACCUGCAGCCCAAGAUCCAGGAAUACGAGUUCACUGAUGACCCUGUCGACGUGCCCCGGAUCCCCAAGAAUGACGCCCCCAACAGGUUCUGGGCCUCCGUGGAGCCCUACUGCGCCGACAUCACUAGUGAAGAGGUGCGCACGUUGGAGGAGCUCCUGAAACCGCCAGAAGAUGAAGCCGAACAUUAUAAGAUCCCCCCACUGGGCAAGCACUACUCCCAGCGCUGGGCCCAGGAGGACCUGCUGGAGGAACAGAAAGAUGGGGCCAGGGCGGCAGCUGUUGCCGACAAGAAGAAAGGCCUCGUGGGACCCCUGGCCGAGCUGGACACCAAAGAUGUCGAUGCCCUGCUGAAGAAGUCAGAGGCCCAACACGAGCAGCCGGAAGACGGAUGCCCCUUCGGUGCCCUGACCCAGCGCCUGCUUCAGGCCCUGGUGGAGGAAAACAUCAUCUCCCCCAUGGAGGACUCCCCCAUUCCUGACGUGUCUGGCAAAGAGUCAGGGGCCGAUGGCGCAAGCACCUCUCCCCGCAACCAGAACAAGCCCUUCAGCGUGCCACAUACCAAGUCCCUGGAGAGUCGCAUCAAGGAGGAGCUGAUUGCCCAGGGCCUCCUGGAGUCUGAGGACCGCCCCGCGGAGGACUCAGAGGAUGAAGUCCUGGCCGAGCUGCGCAAAAGGCAGGCCGAGCUGAAGGCCCUCAGUGCCCACAACCGCACCAAGAAGCAUGACCUGCUGAGGCUGGCCAAGGAGGAGGUGAGCCGCCAGGAGCUGAGGCAACGGGUCCGCAUGGCUGACAACGAGGUCAUGGAUGCCUUCCGCAAGAUCAUGGCCGCGCGGCAGAAGAAGCGGACCCCCACAAAGAAGGAAAAGGACCAGGCCUGGCGGACGCUGAAGGAGCGUGAGAGCAUCCUGAAGCUGCUGGAUGGGUAACGCCCUGCCACCUGCUGGGGCAUCUUCCUCCUUGGGAGUACCCUCUGGCGGCCAUAGGCUCUACCGCCAGGACUCGAGCCCUGCUGGGCUGGCCUCAGGCCCACUUCCUGUUUGGUCCCUGAAAUGGGGCAGGGCAUCUGUUCUGGUUCUUCUGUCUUCCCCUUCUCCCCUCCCUCUCUACCCUGGCCCUCCCCACCUCUCCCACCCCAGAGACUUCUCCCUUGUGGUUUUGUAAAGUGCAAAUUUAAGGAUAAA
Molecule: messenger RNA, 2010 nt
Organism: Ochotona princeps (American pika)
Lineage: Eukaryota; Metazoa; Chordata; Mammalia; Lagomorpha; Ochotonidae
Gene: TADA3
Product: transcriptional adaptor 3
Exons: 9
Coding region: 457-1755 (432 amino acids)
Biological process (GO): regulation of transcription by RNA polymerase II
Cellular component (GO): SAGA complex
Molecular function (GO): transcription coactivator activity
Source: RefSeq, a predicted model, not a curated record